AUGACUUCCUGGCUACGCACAUACGACUGCGCCCGUCUGUGCCUCCUGCUCUGCUGUUUGGUGGUCAUUUCCAGCGGAGAAUCCUUCAGUCCCGGUGACAGUGUGUGCCGGUCUCCCGGCAUCACCUCUUGUACAGACUGUCUUCGACGUGGACCACGGUGUGCCUGGUGUUUCAAAGAGGAUUUUCUAGAUGGGGCGAGGCUAAGCCAGCGCUGUGACUUGCCAGAUAACCUGCUCAGGAGGGGCUGUGCACUGGAGUUCAUGGAGCAGUCAGAGGUCAAAGUGGAGGUCAAUGCCACCAUCAGCAGCACACAAGUUUCCCCAAGAGACAUCAGUAUCACCCUCAGACCAGGUUCAGCAGCCAGUUUUGUUGUGUCGGUGAAGCAGCUGGAGCGUUAUCCCGUGGAUCUGUACUACCUGGUGGAUGUAUCGGCUUCUAUGCAGGAAAACCUUGAUCAUCUAAAGACGGUGGGUGUAGCUCUGUCCCUUCGUAUGACGGAGCACUCUUCAGACCUUUGGCUGGGUUUCGGCUCAUUUGUGGACAAGCCUGUUUCUCCUUACAUCAACGUUCAUCCUUCUAAGAUCAGCAAUCCCUGCAGCGAUUUUGAGAUCCGCUGUCGUCCAGCCCAUGGCUUCCACCAUGUCCUCAGCAUGACGAGCAAUAUGAGCGAGUUCACACGGGUGAUCAAGCGCCAGCGCAUCUCUGGUAACAUGGACCACCCUGAAGGAGGACUAGAUGCCAUGCUGCAAGCUGCUGUCUGCCAGAGGGCCAUUGGUUGGCGACCAGAGGCAAAGCGUCUUUUGCUCAUGAUGACCGACCAGCCUUCUCACCUCGCCCUGGAUAGCCGGCUGGCCGGGAUCGUCGUGCCACACGACGGCCUGUGUCACCUGGAGGACAACGUCUACAAAGGGAGCACCAGGAUGGACCAUCCCAGUUUGGGCCAAUUGUCUGAUAAGCUGCUUGAAAAUCAUAUCUUCUCCAUCUUUGCUGUGGAAAAGCAGCAGUACCAGUGGUAUGAGGAAUUGAUGCAACUGCUGCCUGGCUCCUACCUGGGAAAGUUAGGCCUCUUCCAGGCUCCGAAUCUCAUAGACCUGGUGGUGGAUGCAUACAAGAGGUUGUUAUCAGAGGUGGUGGUGUCUGUGUCAGUGGAGGACAAGGCAGUCAGCAGGUACUGGGUGUCUGUAACUCCUCUCUGUCCUGAUGGAUCCACUGCUAAAGAGCACAGCUGUAUGGGGGUGCAGCCUGACCAGACGGUCUACUUCAAUAUCACGAUUGGCCAGCACUCCUGUCCCGAUGAUGGUAAAGAUGAAGAUGUAACAGUCAUGGUCCGUCCUGUGGGUUACAAUGAAUCCACUGUCGUGAGGAUCCACUCUAAAUGUCAGUGCAGAUGUGGACCGGCGGGACAAUGCCAAGAUGCCAAGCAGUCGCCAUGCAGACAGACCCAAAAUGGCAACAAUCAGGAACAGAGGCCAAACUAUGGGAUGAUUAAGGACUCCGAUUCAAACAAGAAUUGCAGAGCAGAUGGGUCUGAUGUGGUCUGCAGUGGCCGGGGAGUGUGCGAAUGUGGGAAGUGUGUUUGCGAGCAGAGCAGGCUCGGGGCAGUGUACGGAAAAUACUGUGAAUUAGACGACUUCUCCUGCCCAUACGAAGGGGGGCUGUUGUGUGGAAGAAGUGUGUGGGCUGCCAUCUUUCUCAUGGUCUGGCACAAAAAGAGGCAGGACAGUGCAACCACACUUGUGCACCACUGGUCGGCUACAUGGAUGAUGUAUCAGGUACAGCUGGUAUAG
Molecule: messenger RNA, 1788 nt
Organism: Archocentrus centrarchus (flier cichlid)
Lineage: Eukaryota; Metazoa; Chordata; Actinopteri; Cichliformes; Cichlidae
Product: integrin beta-8-like
Biological process (GO): integrin-mediated signaling pathway; cell-cell adhesion; cell migration
Cellular component (GO): integrin complex; focal adhesion; cell surface
Molecular function (GO): integrin binding
Source: RefSeq, a predicted model, not a curated record